Molecule: messenger RNA, 1468 nt
Organism: Coffea eugenioides
Lineage: Eukaryota; Viridiplantae; Streptophyta; Magnoliopsida; Gentianales; Rubiaceae
Product: proline-rich extensin-like protein EPR1
Exons: 2
Coding region: 81-1286 (401 amino acids)
Source: RefSeq, a predicted model, not a curated record
UGAGCCAGACCGGAUGCCUAUUGCGUUGCUCCGUUUCAUCUCUGCUCAGUGCUUCUAACAUCCUGCAACAUACCGCCCCAAUGGGGAUUCCCCAGUUCCGUCGAGAAGGCUGGUUAGGCUUCUAUCUGACCCUACUUUUGGCUUUGAGCCUGUGCCAUGGCAAGCAUGUCCAAGUCAAAAUAGUUGGAUCCACCGAGUGUGCACGAUGCACCUCUGAUGUAGUAAAAACCUGGCAUCCAACUUCUUCAGGGGCACGCCUGGCAAUUGAAUGCAAGUCUCCUGAUGGGAAUUUUAGGACUUUGGGAAAAGGAGAUUUUGAUGCCAAAGGGAAUUUCGAAAUUAAUUUUCUUGAAGCUGAUAUGAGGAAAAAGGAAUGCUAUCUGAAGCUCCACAGUUCAUCAGGCGCGCCAUGUCCGGUACAAUUGGCCAAGAGGAUCUUGGCCGUGAUGCUCAAGUCUAUAGAUAACCCAAAACAAACCUCAGCCACGACACCAAGGCUUAAAUUUUCUUCCAAUUCAUGCAUUGCAGCGAUUUCAAGGAUGUCCUACGAGAGCAACCCAGUAGAAUCUUCUUCUCCGAGACAAUCAAAAAAUGGAAAUAUUGAAAGAUUGCCACCAACUUUCACAGAAUAUAUUAAGCCUCUCCAACCAACACCCCAGCUGAAACAAAACUUGGCUCGACCACCUGUUUCAGUGUCAAGGAAACUGCUUACCCAUCCUAUUCAAAUUUUCCCACCAAUAAUUCCUCCUCUUGUUCCAGCCAUUCAUUAUCCAUUUCCAGCACUUGCUCCUCUUGUUGGAAUCCCAUUUCCCACACCAGAGCCUAUCUAUCAGAAGCCCCUUCCGCCAUCUGCAAACUCACCAGAGCCUAUCAUUCAGAAACCAUAUCCUCCACUGGCUCCAACAUAUCAGAAGCCCCUGCCUCCAUCUGCAAAUUCACCAAUGCCUAUCAUUCACAAACCGUAUCCUCCACCAGCUCCAAAAUUUAAGAAAUCAUCUCCACCGCCUCUACCAGUUGAAAAACCAAAUGAUCCAGCUAACCCUCCUAUUUUUAUUUCUCCAGCAUCACUUCCUCAACCAAAUCCAUCACAUGAGCAGGCACCAUCACCCUUAUCUAAUGUACGGCCUUCCCCAUCAUCAGCUACGCCCAGCAAUUCAUUUUCUCCAUUUCCAAGAGCUCCCCCAAUACCCGCACUUCCUCCUAUUCCCACUGUUCCGAGGAGGUAUUUCAACUUACCCAAGUCCGGGCACAAAUCUCCAACUCCUCCUACCAAAUCUCAUUCCUAAUGUUCCAGAAUUUAUAGUCUAAAUAUAAGGCUUUCUAUUCCAUGCAUGUUGAGUACUUUUAAUUUUUUUUGGGUGUAUCCUAUAGUAAUAAGGAGAACUGGUGAGAAAGUAUCAAAAUCUGUGUACCGUCUGUGUCACUAAGAAACAGUCGUGUCAUUGUCGGUGUUGUUGAGCAUUCAAAA